AUGCAAGCGAUAUUGCCGUCGCUGCCCGAGUCGGCGCCGCACGAUGGCUCGCUUCUCGCGAGGAAGAAGCCGCCGCAGAGUGCCCGCAGCAUUCUUCUGCGCUCCAAGGUGGAGCCGCGCACGUCGCGAAGCACGGCGCGCCGAGGCAACACCCGCCCCACGCCCGCGUCCAACAUCUGGUCACACGUGGUGCGGGUGGCCGUGCAGAAGAAGAAGCGCGAGCCAACGCCAAGCGACAACGAUGGUGACGCGCUCUCGUCGGCGAGUGUGGCCACGAAAGAGCUCACGUCGCUCGCAACACUGCUCAAGUCGUCGCGGCUACGAAAGUUCAAAGGCAAGUCCAAGGCGCGCCCCGACCUCGAGCCGUCCAACGCGAUGCGGCAGUGGGCGCUGCCGAUCCAUACGCAGCCCACCACUGCCGCGCAAGAGAAGGAAGACCACCCGGACAUCAGCGACGACAACGACCUCGGCGAGCUGGCGCGGCGCAAGCAAGAUGCGCUCACGGCCAACCACGGGCGCAACUUGAUCCUGGACGAAGCGUGCCGCGCUGCGUUCACAAAGGACGCGGAGAACCGAUCGCACCUCGAACUCCAAUCGCUCAAAACGUGGUUUCUCAAAACGAAGCUCAAAACGUGCACUGAUUUUGAGGCUUUGCAGCCCCUCGAGCUGACACUACUCUGCCGGCGUAUGAAGCUCGCCACGUACUACCCCAACGAAGUCGUCUUCAAGCAGGGCGACGAUGGCGAUGCGCUCUACAUUAUCUUUUCCGGCAUGAUCCUGAACGCAUGUAGAAUUUGUCAUAUAGAAAAACAACUAGGGUCCGUGGACGUGCGCGUGAGCCAAAAAAUUGGCGGCGAAGUAAUCGAAGUUGUCGUGUGCGAACUGCACAAAGGCGACUUUUUUGGCGAGCGAAGCCUCUUGCGCGACGAGCCACGCGCCGCGACGGUUGUCACCAAGACAAUGACUGAACUCGUGUCCAUCUGCCGCGAAGACUACAACGUCAUGCUCAAGCAAGACCAGCAGGACUUUAUUGAUCGUGGAAAAGUCGCGCCUGCGAUCGCCGCGGCGGUGCGACGAGUAGCAUGCCCACUCCACGAGACGUACGUGCGCAUUUUGCGCAAGAAGCCCAACUUGCGCACGAAAGCGGACGUCGCCCUCCUCACAACGUACAUCGAGACCAUCAAGUUCUUCCGCGCGCUCCCAAAAGCAUUCCUGCGCGAACUCUGCAGCGUCAUUGAGCUCGUGACGGUCGGACCCAACACGACCAUCUUCCGCGAGGGCGAGGUCGGCAAGCUCUUUUACGUCAUCAUGACGGGGUCGGUCGACGUCAAAGUCAACUCGGUCGACCGGCGUGGCGGGAAAGGCCAAAUGAAGCUCAUCAACCUCAGCGAAGGCGCGCACUUUGGCGAGCUCGCGCUCAUGAAAGCCAACGGGCUCCGCUCGGCAACGGUCGUCACGACCCAGCUGUGUGAGCUGCUCAUCAUUGCCGAACACGACUACAACAACAUUUUGCGCAAAUUGCAAAAGGAAGACAUGUCCAAGCGUCUCGAGCUCCUGGAUAAAAUUCCCAUGUUUCAAAGCGUCGAGUGGACCAACGAGCUCCUCGAAGAGAUCUGCUAUGUGCUCGUCGAGCAACGGUUUCCCGCCGGCUCGACGCUGUACGCCCAAGGGGACAAGGCGAUGCAAAUGUACUUUGUGACGCGCGGCGAGUGCGUCCUCACGCGCACGGUGGUCGACCCCAAGACGCAAGUGGCGCACGAAACGACCAUUGAGCGCUUGGGCCCCUUCAACGUCGUUGGCGACGAUGCCGCAACGGGUACCAACUUUAACGAAGUCAUUUACCGCGCAGAUACGGUCACGGCGACGACACCGAUUGAUGCGCUCGUGCUUACUAAAUACGACGUCUUCAACCGCCUUUCACGGGGCGCGCGCGAGACGCUCUGGAGCCACACGCGUGCACACAAGGCCGCCAUGGUGGUCAUGGACCAGCUCUACAAGUCGCUCAAGUGGAAGGCCUACACGAAGCAUGUGUUGGCCACCGAAGUUGAUGGGCAAAAGUUGGCGCGGCGUCUUCGCCACCGCCCCGCGCCGUCGCUCGACCCCAUCGCGAUGCGACCCAAGAUGUCACUUCUCGAAAGCAACGAUUUGCUGCUCGUGACGCCGCCAACGUCGAGCCCGUCGUCGGCCAUGACUCUCGCCAAGUACACGACGCAGUACAAUCCCGACAUCACCACCGAAGACCGCGACCACGUCAUGGCGCUGGCGAAUGCCACCGAGUGUGCGGAACGCGCGGCGCGCGCGGCAGAUGGCAACCCUGCCGAGUACUUGCGCUAUUUGCACGACAAUGGCGAGACGCCCAACGACGCCGUCAAAAGCAUCAUCAGUGAGAAGGACUACUUCUCCGAGCACUACAUCUUUUCGAUGACGACGCCGCCGCUGACGCCACGACCGCCGCCGGCCAAGAAGCCUCUGCAUGCUGCCCGUGCGUCGCGCGCCAACCUCGGCGUUCCCCGUGCACCGGUGCUGCUCGAGUUUGCCCCCAAGAUUGUGGUCAUCAACGUCGCCCACCAACAGCUCCAGCCGGUCGCGCCCCACCCAGCGUUUCGACUCGCGGGGAUGUUCGCGUCGAAAGAAGCCGCCGAGACCGCAGCCAACGCCAUCGAAGAGUACGAGGCCAAGCACGUGCGAAAUGGCUUCAAGGCCGAGCGAGCGAUCGGGUACUACACCAUCGACACGGGCAAGUAUGUGCUCGUGCCGUCGACGCUUGAGUGCCUCCUCUCGCCGUACUACUGCGACCAAGCGCUGCAUGGCAUCAUCGACGAGCACACAGACUGGAAUUACUGGCGCUCGACGCGCGCCAAGCACUGCGCGUCCCGGCCCGUCACGGCAGACGCAAUUCAAAAACUGCUGCACGACGCGUGUGGGCACGUGAGCCAAGUGGCCGCCAAGAAGAGCCAGCGACCUUCGUCGGUGGCGCGUUCGGUGCAUUUGCACGACAUUGUCGACUACCACAUCCCAAUCGAGCUCCGCGACGGCGGCAGCUUUGCCUGCGUGAGCAUCGUGCUCGUCGCCAAGGAAACGACCGAGCCCGUCCUCGCGGUGCACGGCUGCUUUCGCACCGAAGCCGACGCGCUGUCGUUCGCCGAGCGCGGCAAGAUUCCGCAGCUCGUCGAUAGUGCCAUGCUGUGUGUGGUGCCCAUGUACGAGUGGGUAUUUUUCGAUGACGCGGCCGAGUGGUGUGUCUCGCUGCGCAAGUCGCGCGACCGCCAGCUCGGUUUCGACGCGCUCAAGAAGCAAGUCGCUUCGCACCACGCGCACGGCGUCGCGGCGCUGCCCGAGGUGCCGCACCCGGUGCCAACGUGGGUCCAGGAAAAGGAGCAAGCGACCAAGAUCCACCAACUCGUGUGCGUCCAUCUCGGUCUGCGCCUGCCCGAGGCGGAUAUAGCCAACGACGACGAGGGCUACACGCCCAAGAUCAACUCGGUGCUGGAUCAAAAGCUGGAUGCGCUGCGGGACAUCCUCACGGCCCAGCACGCGCGGUCGGCCAACAUGACGCUGAGCAAAGUCCAGAAAAUGCAGAAAAUGAGCAACCUCAUCAAAGCCAAGGCGGGGUUGGCCAAGGACACUGCCUCCACGGACACCGACGUCGCGUCAACGACGACGGCGCCCAACUAAGAACAGUACUAAGACCUGCUCUAAGAGCAACACUAAGAAGAGCUCCAAGAACAACACUGAGAACAGCACUACGGACUGCGUUAGGACCAGCUCCAAGUAAGAACUUGUCGAUAGCAAUUAUGCAUCAAGGAUUACUCCUUGUCAUGAGGACACCAGGAUGCUGUUCGAGCGGCGACCGUAGAUCAAGGUCAUGGGGACGAUGUACGAGGUCGUCUCUGAUAAGCGAACUGAGGCG
Molecule: messenger RNA, 3910 nt
Organism: Saprolegnia diclina VS20
Lineage: Eukaryota; Oomycota; Saprolegniomycetes; Saprolegniales; Saprolegniaceae
Exons: 20
Coding region: 1-3675 (1224 amino acids)
Source: RefSeq, a predicted model, not a curated record